CAGCUGCUUUGGAGCCACGAGGGAAAGGAAGCUGGUAAAAGCUGCUGAUUCGCCACUGAAAGAAAAAAACCCGGACAUUUCUACGUUUGGCAAACACUGUCGGAUCGACUCUUCUUAAAAACGCCUUUAUGACGUAGCUGUUUCACGUCAGCCGCCAUGGCGCUGUAUUUGAAAGCGGCGGAGAUUCUAGAGAAAGCCGAGAAGAAACAUGGCGCCCUGAAAACUCUGGUUUACGACAGUAAAUUCACAAACGUAAAGCAGCUGCUCGCUCUGGUUUGUCAGACGCACAAGUACUCGUCAGUCCUGCAGGAGAUCAUCGAGUCCUCCAGGCUACUGAAACACACCAAGCUGAAGCUGCACCUGGCCAAAGUCCUGGUCUUCGACCUGCUCCUGGGUCCGGGACUGAAGUGUGGCGGUUCCUGGAAGACCCUGAUGAUGAAGCAUCGACCCAGACUGCAGGCUGAGCUGGUCCGAAUCAAGGUGAAGCACAAAGUGAGCAGGAAUGAAGACCUGCUCCCGAUCCAGGUUCUGCCUGACCACCACCUGCCCAGAUACGUGCGUGUCAACACCCUGAAGACCACCAUGGAGGACGCUGUGGACUACCUGAAGAGGGAUGGCUUCUGCUAUCUGGGACAGGCCCAUAACCUGGAUGACCUGACCCUGAAGGAGAAGGACUUUGUGAAGGAUUUGCACCUGCCAGAUCUGCUAGUGUUUUCUCCUAAAACUGACUUCCAUGAUCACUUCCUGUACAAGGCAGGCCACAUCAUCCUGCAGGACAAAGCCAGCUGCCUCCCCGCCUUUCUCCUGAACCCGCCACCGGGCAGCCAGGUGAUAGACGCCUGUGCUGCUCCGGGCAACAAAACCAGCCACCUGGCAGCCAUCAUGAAAAACAAAGGUCAACUAUUCGCCUUUGACUUGGACGCCAAGCGUCUAUCCACCAUGUCAACUCUCCUGCUGCGAGCUGGGGUCACCUGUCAGCAGCUGGACAACCAGGACUUCCUGAAGGUGGAUCCUGACAGCCUGCAGUAUAAAGAUGUGGAGUUUAUCUUACUAGAUCCUUCCUGCAGUGGAUCAGGCAUGGUGUGUCUUCAGGAUGGCGAGGAGGCGGAUCAGGCUCGUCUGGCCUCCUUGGCCUCUUUCCAGCUCCGGUGCCUGAACCACAGUCUCAGGUUCCCUCGUCUAAAGCGGCUGGUCUACUCCACGUGCUCCAUCCACAGCCAGGAGAACGAGGAGGUCAUAACCGCCUGUCUGCAGCAGAACCCCGACUUCAGAUUGGUUCCUCUGCUGCUCCAGUGGCCGGAGCGAGGCCUGGAUCCGCUCACUCAGUGCCUGCGUGCCAGCACCGCCACAACCAGAACGCAUGGCUUCUUCGUGGCUCUGCUGGAGAAGCACGCUAAAACGGCUAAUAAGAACAAACAGUCAGCUCUCCAGAUGAGUGACCCAGAGACACCAUGUGGUGUUUCUGCCCAUGAGGACAAACCUGCAGCAUCUCCACAUGAAGGUGAAGUCUGUAAGAUGGAAGACAAACCUGCUACAGGACAGAUGGAUGGUCUGCCAGGCAAGAAAAGGAGGAAGAGGAAAAAGAAAGCCACUGCAGUGAUGAAUUUAAAACAAGUCUGCCUUUAGGAGGCACUCAGUGGAUUUCUUAUUUAUACAAAUAAAGAUUCUCUGU
Molecule: messenger RNA, 1672 nt
Organism: Thalassophryne amazonica
Lineage: Eukaryota; Metazoa; Chordata; Actinopteri; Batrachoidiformes; Batrachoididae
Gene: nsun5
Product: NOP2/Sun RNA methyltransferase 5
Exons: 4
Coding region: 157-1626 (489 amino acids)
Biological process (GO): rRNA base methylation
Cellular component (GO): nucleolus
Molecular function (GO): methyltransferase activity
Source: RefSeq, a predicted model, not a curated record